CUGAGUUGCCCAGUCUCUCAUGAACCACUUGACUCAAGGAAUUAUCCUAUCUUAGUUUUCAGAGUAAGUGAGACUAAGGAGCCUACCAGGCCUAACGAUCAUACUUCGGGUAUUUUGGAUAAGGAGAUCUUGACUUAGGUAUGUGUUGGAAUUGGACUCUGUCCCCCAACCAGAAGGCAAUCAGCAUCAUGUGGUUACUAACUCCUCUUCCUUCACCUACUGAUGCCUCCCAAAAAGAGACGGUCCAACAAAGCCCAGCUGCUAUUCCACCAGCAACCACUGGAGGGCCCCAAGCACCACUGUGAAUCAGUGCGGCAACGUGCCACUCACACUGUACAAGUGCCCAGCAAGCCCACUGACCAAGCCUUCGCUUCCUGGGUAUCACCUCAGUUUGACACAACAGUAGACAGCUUGUUUCCAGCACGCCGGAAACAUCGUCGAGAUCGGGCAAGACUUUCAAGUCGAAAAUCGACCUGCAAAUUUCCACAUUUAUCCUUUGAGAGUUCGAAGUCUUCUUCCAGGCCAGAGAUACCAGCAAUCCCCUUAGUUAGGGAGUGCCUCAGUCGAUCAGAAAGGGAUGUUUCCAGACAGCCCUUGGUUCCGCUGCUCAGUCCCCAGAGCUGUGAGGAGCCAUCAGCACACGUGCUCCAGAGCUCACUGUGCGUGUUCCCUGCCCCGGACAUUCAGACCCCAGGGCCAUCUGAAAGAGAAGAUCCCAGUCCCCCAGGACAGGGGGAAAACAGCCCUCCAGUCUGUGUCUACUCCCCUACUCCCGACACCCCGGACCCCGGGCCUGUUCUGGUUAAAGACACUCCAGAGGAGAAGUACGGGGUGAAAGUCACAUGGAGGAGGCGAAGGCACCUACUUGUGUUCCUCAAGGAGCGAGGGAAGCUGAGCAGAAGCCAGUUCCUGGUAAAUAGCUGACUGGAUCUCUCAGCCAUCUUCUCCAGAAGUCUCAUAACACUGCAGAUUUUCCUAGAGUUGCUAUAAUCCCAUUUCUAGUUUACAAAAGAGUAUACUGCAAGGAUAGAGUACAGUGAACACCAACAGGAGAAAGAUUUUAACUGGAGCCCCAGGAUCGGAAGGAAAUUCAGUGCCCAGAUUUGCUUUCUAAGAUAACUUGUAAACAGUUGAAUUUAGUGUCGUGAACUGUUCAUAUUUUUUGUUAACCAUUUAAAAUUUUAAAAUCUCGUAGUAACUCUAAAAUGUACAUAAAUAAAUGGUUGCAGAAGGUUUUUAGAGAAACUUGUUUGUAAGCAAUGCAGCAAUAUUGCCUAUCCACAAAUUAUUUUAAAUUUCCUUUGCUUAAUGCUUUAAUUAUCUAACCUGUUUCCUUUUCUUUUUUCUUUUUUCUUUUUGGGUUUUUUUUUUUUUUUUUUCAGUGUUGGGAUCAAAUAUAGGCUCUUACACAUGCUAGACAAGUAUUCUACUGUUGAAGUGCAUCCUACUUCUCCAACCCUUUUUUUGUUGUUGUUUUUGUUUUAGUUUUUCCAAACAGCAUCCCACUGUAUAGGCCAGGCUGACUCUCAUUUCAGUGAGAGCUCUCUAAAUUCUGGUAGGGAGAAGGGGGGUGCAGGGAAUGCCAAGAGGAUAAAGAAAAUAAAGCUAGAGAUAGCUGGGGUCAGAUGGAGCCCUUCCUCCAGACGGAAGGAAGGGACUGCUCAACCACUGCAGUGCAGGUAUUUAUACCUUUGUCCUGUGCCACUCCUUUGCUUAACUAGCUCACCUGUUAUGCCUGGUGUUCUUGAAGCCAACAGGUGUUCUACCUGUUGGCCUCCAGCAUCCAUGUCCUCAUGGCAUUCCUUAGGCACUCAUGCCCUUGGACAUUCUGUGCUUUGGGCUCUGCACAUGUGAAUGAUUAGCUUAGCAGCUUCCAACAGCUGACCUCCAACUCUGUGAUCCUUCUGCCUCAGCCUCCAAAACUACUGGUGUUGCUGGUGUGUACCACCAUGCCCAGGUUUCCAUCUUACAUUUUUGAGUACUAAGUGGUAUCCUCCUGGUAUCCAGGUAUGACCUGAUGGGUGGGGAAAAAAAUCAAAGCAAAAGCCAGGCAAGACCGUGUAUGCCUGUGAUCCCAGGACUUGAGGCAGGAGGAUCAUUGGAAGUUCAAGGCCAACCUAGGAUACAUAGUCUGAAAGGCCAGCUUUGGACUUCAUAGUAAGACCCUGUCUCAAAAAUCAACAAUAAAAAUCAAAAGUAGGUCACUGCAGUGUCCCAUGGGGGGGGGGGUCAAAAGCAGGGCUGGGAUGUAGCUCAAUGGUAGAGUGCUUUCCUAGCACAUACACAGGCCCUGAGUUCAAUCCCCAGUAGUACCACAAAAAAAAAAAGUGAAAGGCAAAUUCUGAUUGCAUGGCUGCCAGCCCACUAUUUUAGUGAAUACAGUGGGGUCAGGGGAGAUAAAGGGGGCAUUGAUCAGUCACUUGGGUUUGCUUGUGGUCUUUUGUUUCCAAUGAAGUCUUUGUAAAUAUGAAAUAGGAAAAACGUUCUUACACUAAGAGUUUAACAAAAAAUCUGAAAAAAUGCUAAUUGUAAUUAAUGCAGGACUUCCUGGUCCUUUCACUCAAUAAUAGUAUCUUGGGCUAGGAAUAUAGCUCAGUGCAAAGUGCCUGCCUGGCAAGCACAAGGUCGUGAGUUCGAUUCCCAGUACCAAAAAAAAAAUUAGUAUCUCGUCCAACCCCAUUCAUUCUGUUGGGUUCUUUGCAUGUGUGUUAUUCCAAGUAAACAUGACGCUGGACAGGGUCACCCUUCAACACUGAUUUACACGUUCUUGCAAACCUAAAAAAUUGAACUUCUGCUUUUUGCAUGAGUGCCAUCACCCUACCCAAUCAGCUGUCAAUAUGUCAUUCUGCCCGCCCCUUUAACUCCACCCCUGUCAACACCAAAUAAAAGCCCAUGGUUUUCUUUCUCCCUCA
Cavia porcellus (domestic guinea pig) is the source of this 2912-nucleotide messenger RNA. It is a transcript of the gene Rhno1, whose product is annotated as RAD9-HUS1-RAD1 interacting nuclear orphan 1. The record is from RefSeq and is a predicted model, not a curated record. The transcript has 3 exons. Gene Ontology annotation, cellular component: nucleus; chromosome. The coding region runs from base 223 to 924 and encodes 233 amino acids. Lineage: Eukaryota; Metazoa; Chordata; Mammalia; Rodentia; Caviidae. Gene Ontology annotation, biological process: recombinational repair; DNA damage checkpoint signaling; cellular response to ionizing radiation.